Messenger RNA from Auanema sp. JU1783, 855 nucleotides. NCBI's taxonomy places the organism in Eukaryota, Metazoa, Nematoda, Chromadorea, Rhabditida, Rhabditidae. The record is from the annotation of a GenBank genome assembly.
AUGAUUUUAAGAAUGUCUUCGAAUGGGCACGUGGCCGCAUGGUCAGCCAUCGGCUUUUCUUCUAUUGUUGUGUCUUUGACUUUACUCUCCUUAUCAGUUUUCAUAGGAAAGGUCCAAGAUAUCCAAUAUGGGCUGAGAACUAACAUCAAUGAAUUCAAUAUCAUGCAGGAUGAAGUUUGGGGAACAUUGGUUCAGAACAAACGAGUUGAUUCCCUCUUGAACAGAAACAUCAAAAAACGUCAAGCUGGAGAAGUUUGUAAUUGUGAUGAGCAAAAUGAAUGUCCAGCUGGUCCUAAGGGACGCCCUGGUGUUGACGGACUUGAUGGUUUGUCUGGAAAGCCUGGAGAGCCAGGAGAGCGUGGUCUAUCUGGAAUAAAUCCAAGCUAUGAACAAGAGCCUGAUGGAUGCCGUGUAUGUCCACCAGGACCUCGUGGACCACCUGGAUAUAUUGGACAACCUGGACCUCAAGGAUUACCUGGAGUUAUUGGACGACCAGGAAUGCCUGGAAGACCUGGAAACAGUGGAAUCAGUGGACCACAAGGAGAAAUGGGAUCAACAGGAGAGCCUGGACAAGAUGGAGAAAAGGGUCCUGCUGGAAAUCAAGGUGUUCGUGGAGAGAAGGGACCUUCCGGACCAUCUGGAGUUACUGGGCCACCAGGACCAAAAGGAUUCCCCGGAAUUACUGGACCUGCUGGAAAUCCAGGACCACAAGGACCACAAGGAAAAGAAGGACAAGCAGGAAAAGCAGGAGCCGACGGUUAUGAUGGAGGAAUUGGAAACUAUGGAGAACCAGGUGGGCCAGGAGAAGAUGCUGGCUACUGCCCAUGUCCGGAAAGGAGAAAGAGAAGACUAUAA